Pelodiscus sinensis (Chinese soft-shelled turtle) is the source of this 570-nucleotide messenger RNA. Lineage: Eukaryota; Metazoa; Chordata; Testudines; Trionychidae. The record is from RefSeq and is a predicted model, not a curated record.
AUGUCAGAAUCUAACACAACCAAGGUCAUCAACCCUUCCACAUUCAUCCUGCAGGGCAUUCCCGGACUGGAGACAGCUCAUGUUUGGAUCUCCAUUCCCUUCUGCACCAUGUACAUUAUAGCCCUCUUGGGGAACUUCACCAUCCUGUACACCGUGAAGAUGGACAUGAGCCUCCGGGGGCCUAUGUAUAAUUUCCUCUGCAUGCUGGCCAUGACUGAUCUUGGUUUGUCCACAUCCAUUGUGCCCAAAGCACUGAGCAUCUUCUGGUUCAAUUCAAGGGAGAUCGAUUUCAGUGCCUGCCUUGUGCAGCUGUACUUCAUUCACUGCUUCAUAAUAAUAGAGUCUGGGAUCCUCGUGGCCAUGGCUUUGGAUCGCUAUGUGGCCAUCUUCCAUCCCCUGCCACAUUCCACCAUCUUGACAAGUGCCACGGUGACCAAACUUGACCUGGCCGUGGUGCUGCGCGGACGAUUUGAAGAGGAGAAGCCUCACCCUGUCCAAGCUCUUAUUACCAUCAUGUACUACGUGAUGCCCCACUCGCUAAACACCCAUAAUCAAUGGUGUGAUGACUAA